UGGAGUCUCGUGGCUGUAGGACUCUUGUUGUUUCCCACAUCUCAACGUUCAACAUCAUGUCAGCUCUUCUCAUUGUUUUUCUUCACUUCAUUGCUGCCGCGACGUUGGAAUCCACUUCUGACAAAGAGCCGGCGGUGUGGGCGUUCCCAUCAUCGCACCUGCGGCUAAUUCCAGCAACUCAACAGUUGUAUAUAACGCCGGCGACCCAAGCCAACGUUGCCGAGAUAUUUGCUUGCUGUUCGCCAUUUGACACCAGUACUUUCGAGGCUCGUUGGAAUUGCUAGUUUAUGCGUCAGCUGUUUUUUCGUUCGGUGAUUCCUCUACCUUGUGCAGGUAUUGAGUGUGAUUAUUUUUGUUAUCUUGUUGGCUCGCUGCCCACCGCUUAGUUUAGUGUUAUUUGAUCCCCGUCGACCUCUUGUCACGGACUCCUUUUGUUAUUCUCCCUUUUUCCGCGAUCGCGUGUUUUUUAGUUGUAUUAAAAACCCCUUUUUACUAUUCCCUCUGUUUCUUGUCUGCUCUUUGGUCCAAUCUUGUUUUCCGCGUUCGCGGACCGUAACAAACAGAAAUUGUGUCGAAAUUAAAGCCCACAACAUGCUGCCUUGACAUCCUUCCUUCAAACUUUUUCAAAACUGUUUUUCAUUGCAUAGCCCCAGACAUACUUCAGAUUAUAAAUACUUCCCUCCAAACAGGAGAGUUUCCUCAGACUUUAAAAACUGCAGUAAUAAAACCUCUCCUAAAAAAACCUAAUCUGGAUGCCUCAACCAUUAGUAAUUACAGGCCAAUAUCAAAUCUGACAUUCCUGGGGAAAAUUAUCGAAAGGGUUGUGUUUGAACAGAUCCAGACUUUUAUGAUGCAAAACAAUCUUUUUAACUCAUUUCAGUCUGGAUUUCGGCCACAACACAGCACCGAGACCGUGCUUAUCAAAGUCCUAAAUGAUAUUCGUCGGAAUACCGAUGCAGGCAAAUCAUCUGCUCUGCUACUAUUGGAUCUCAGCGCCGCAUUUGACAUGGUUGAUCACAACAUACUACUCAGCAGAUUGGAACAACUCAUCCAUUAAGUACCCACAUCUCACUAGCUGUGUGUCUAACAACAUGGAGACUUUCUACUGUCGAUGGGAUGUUGGAACCAUGCAGAGCCUUUCAAAUUCAGAAGCUGUGCGCUUAUUCUUCAUGGCCAAAAUACGCCUGCAACCAUCUUCAAAUGAGUGGCAUGAGUGUCCCCAUUACCCACCGGAGAAAUUAAAUGAGUGUUUCUUCAGUGAAAAUUACACUUACAUUUGGAGCGAAUACAGCAUUCAGCUCAGGUCAAGGGAUAACACCAUUCUUUAUGAUGAGAAAACUUUCAACGUCGAAGACAUUGUGGAACCAGAUCCGCCUCUCGACCUAAACUGGACAAUGCUGAAUGCGAGUUCGACAGGCAGCUUCUAUGAUAUAUUGCUCAGUUGGUUGCCACCUCCAUCUGCAGACGUAAAGAUGGGAUGGAUGACAUUGGAAUAUGAGGUCCAACAACGUAAAGCAGAUUCUGAACACUGGGAUACGCAGGCUGAACUUGUAAAAAGCACACACCGUACUCUGUAUGGGUUUCAAAGUAAUGUCAAUUAUGAAGUUCGAGUCCGCUGCAAAAGGCAUGGUGGAAAGAAGUUUGGCGAGUUCAGCGACUCUCUAGUUGUCCACGUCCCAUUGGAAGCGUCAAGAUUUCCUGUUGUGGCUUUACUCAUCUUUGGCACCUUGUUCUUGAUAGCCAUCAUGACGUUGGUUAUCUUGUCGCAGCAAGAAAAGUUGAUGGUCAUUCUUCUACCACCUGUUCCUGGACCUAAAAUAAGAGGAAUUGAGCCUGAACUUCUCAUGAAAGGCAAAGUGGAUGAGCUGACAUCCAUCCUGGGUGCCCCCCCUGAAUUGAGGCCAGAGCUGUACACCAAUGACCCCUGGGUGGAAUUCAUUGAUCUGGAUUUUGAGGAGCAGGGCGACAGAAUCGUGAACCUAGACAGGGAUUUGCUCACGGAUCGAUCAUUGCUCUCGAACUUUGCACACCUUUCCAUCGGUUUCAGGGAUGACGACUCAGGUCAUGCAAGCUGUUGCGAUCCUGAUCUUGGUAGUGAUGCGGACACCUCUGGCACCGCUGCUGCUGCUGGACUUUGCUCUGUAACCUCAAUUACCACAGCGGGAAAUACUCCUUUAGAAGUCCCUGUUAGAGAGGCAAUGUAUACGCAGGUGAGCGAAGUUAAGCCAUAUGGCAAGGUGCUGUUGUCUCCUGAAGAUGAAAUGGAGUAUAACACUGCUAAGGAUGCUAAAGAAAUCAAAACAGCAGAAAAUAAGAAGGCCAAGUAUGACUUUCAGCUCGUUGUAUCUUCAGAUCACAGAGGUUACACUUCUGAGCUCAAUGCAGGAAAAAAUAGUCCAACAAGGGAAGACGUAAGUUCCCUCACAUCAUCACCAGAGGACUAUCAGAAACCUUAUCAUGAGUCUGUUACGAAUCCCACAUCCUAUAUCACCCCUAGUCCCGUCUAUACCGUAGUAGAGAAUGUCGAUAGGCAAAACAGCCUCGUAUUAACACCAAAUUCGAUACCUGCCCUGGUCGUCUUAAAAGCCUUGCCAACAACAGAUGGCUACCUAACACCAGACCUUUUAGAAAAUAUUACACCUUAAACCUGCAGCAACCUUUCUAAAGUUCAAAUUAUUCAGUCAGUACCAGAGACAAACAUCUAAAACAGUCUUUAUGAUUGAUGACUUAGAGUCUUAUGCUUCGGUGUUGAGUGUCAGUUCCACUAAAAUAGAAAGGGAAAAGCUGUCCUGCCACCCACUGUUCAGCCUAUAGUCUUUACGACCCCUUGUGGCAAGGAUAUGUAUUACAUUAGAAACAUAAGGGAACUUUGACAGUAACAUAAGAAGUUGAUUAAUUUGCUGUAAUUCUGAACUGUAAACCCCCAUAUAUCUGUGAUUCGGCAUUAAUGAAUUUGCACAUUCUCAUAUUUGUUCUGUUAUUUGCUCUGUUUGUGGUCUGAACAAGAGCAAUUAAAAUGAUAAGUAUUUUUGGCGCCAUUUGAUGUGAUGUUGUUAGUCAUCGAUAUUAUUUUGAGUUGUCAUGUUAAUGUUGUUGGUCUUUGAGUUGACCUGCUGUGCUGUUGGUGGUCUUCGAAUGCACCAUAUACAGCAGUCAAAGGGAAAAUGUGUGUAUUCCCUCAAAUAUUACCGAGUGUAUGUAAUCUGCUUUACCGUUUCUAUGUUUGUAACGUUUUGUGCCCACGUGUGAUUUCAUGUGUUUUUCUGUGUUUUUAUGGUGGUAUGCUUGCGACCAGUAUUUAUGAGCCGUAUGUGUAUGUGGUUUGUGUUUAAUUUCACUACUGUACUGAGUAGAGUAAUUUAAAAAAAAAAAAUGUCCAAGAUGGAUUAGUGUUGAUACUUUAUUAUUCUAUUAAGUGCUUUGCCACUAUCAAUUAUUUGCAGAAUUUUGUUGUUUUUGACUGGUUUUUAUCUUUAUGCCUUGUGAUUAAGGGUUCAAUGUAUUAUGCCACGCAUUAUUAGUAUUUCUUCAUGAUUAAGUUGUAGCCAUUUUACCAAAGUUUAUUAUUCAUUACCUCCCAGAAAAAUGACACUAUUCAUUUUUUUCCCAGUUAUUAAAGGCCUCUGCCUGGUUUCAGUCAAGGAGAAGUGUAUAUUUUACAAUUAACAUUUUUAAAAUACAUGUAUAGGUGCAUUUCAUAUCAUUAGAUUGUUGUGU
Corythoichthys intestinalis (scribbled pipefish) is the source of this 3717-nucleotide messenger RNA. RefSeq names its product growth hormone receptor b (gene ghrb). Lineage: Eukaryota; Metazoa; Chordata; Actinopteri; Syngnathiformes; Syngnathidae. Gene Ontology annotation, molecular function: cytokine binding; peptide hormone binding; growth hormone receptor activity. Gene Ontology annotation, cellular component: external side of plasma membrane; growth hormone receptor complex; cytosol. Gene Ontology annotation, biological process: positive regulation of peptidyl-tyrosine phosphorylation; growth hormone receptor signaling pathway; positive regulation of receptor signaling pathway via JAK-STAT. The transcript has 10 exons. Bases 933 to 2645 code for a protein of 570 amino acids. The record is from RefSeq and is a predicted model, not a curated record.